Messenger RNA from Aspergillus fijiensis CBS 313.89, 612 nucleotides. RefSeq names its product putative serine/threonine protein kinase. The transcript is spliced from 3 exons. The record is from RefSeq and is a predicted model, not a curated record. Gene Ontology annotation, biological process: protein phosphorylation; intracellular signal transduction. Gene Ontology annotation, molecular function: protein serine/threonine kinase activity; ATP binding. The annotation marks the transcript as partial. NCBI's taxonomy places the organism in Eukaryota, Fungi, Ascomycota, Eurotiomycetes, Eurotiales, Aspergillaceae.
GGGCUAAGCUACCUGCACAGCCAAGGCAUCGCGCACGGGGACCUCAAACCAGCGAACCCCCUCCUCUCCGGCGAGGGAUCCCGGCUCAAGCUCGCCGACCUCGGCUUCGCCUUCCGCUUCCGCUCCCGCUUCCAGCAGCCCUCCGGGGCCGAAUGCACCCCGCUCCCAAUCACCGUGAGUGCGACCUCGCCCGUGACCGGGACGGAGCCCUACAUCGCGCCGGAGAUCAAUGUAGCUGCAGCCGCACCGACGUACGACCCCCGCGCCGCCGACAUCUGGGCCUGUGCCCUCACGGCCCGCCAGAUCCUGGGGCUGGGGUACCCGUGGCGGCACGCGAUCGACCCCGGGGACGAGCACUACGCCCGCUUUGUGGGAUGGCCCCUGUGCGGCCGCGGGUUCAAGGCCAAGGAAUACCCGGAUUACGCGGCGUUGGUGCUCGUGCUGGGGAUGCUGCAUCCGGUUCCCAAGCGGCGGCUGACGGUGGAGAACAUCCUAAAGGAUCCCUGGGUGAGGGGGAUUGCGUGCUGUUCGCCGGUUGUGCCCGAGGGGAGCCGCGCCGUGCAUGAUCAUGCUCGGUUGAAGGUGGAUUCUCGGGUGAAGUGCACGAGAUAA